GCCGAGCUGCUCGUAGCGUGCCCCAGCGCCGUCGGCGGCGAUGACAACAUGGGCCUCGACGAUGGCGCCGUCGAGCAGCGAGCCGCCCUGCUGGUCGGGCACGCGAUCGAGAAGCUCCGCGCCAUCAUCGCGGCGAAUGUCACCGGCGCGCCAGGGCUUCAGGUGCUCAGGCAAGCUUGCGAGUGGAAUGACUGCGACUUGGCUGCAGUCCAGGAGCGCAAAGUGCCCUGGCGGCAGCGCGACGGGCAGGGGCAGGCUCUGCGCAGAGCAUGUUGGAAGGUAGCCUUCAAUCCAGCAGUCCGCGCAGGCGCCUCGACUGCAGCGGAAAACAGUCUGGCUGGCCUGUCAGGCGGCACUAUGGUUGCCGUUCCAGUCAGGCAUGGCCUCAGCGAAGUUGAGAGCAUUCAGAGUUGUGCCAGCCCAGCAAGGGCUUCCAUAUUACAUCUCGGCCAUGGGCCCAAAGGAGGAAUGUUGGUGGGCACCAUGUACCUGUGCGACUCCGAGGGCCUCAGCGAGCGCAACUGGCAGAUCCUUUGCUCCAUGGGUCGGGCGACCAAGCGUGCAGGCACGCCUUUCCUCAUCAGCAAUGAUUGCAGGCCGUCCAAGAGGGUCAUUAACUAUUUCGUUAUGUCUCCGUUUCUAGCUGCAGGCGCCAAGGCCGACGCGUUGGAUCGCAUUGCCAUCGGCCCACGCCGAGCCGCGCGCGUCAGGUUGCAGCCGCUGAAGAUGAAUGGAUACAUGCUCUCGGUGUUGGUCCAGGCCAGGCCGCUAGACUUCGAGGGC
Molecule: messenger RNA, 783 nt
Organism: Prorocentrum cordatum
Lineage: Eukaryota; Dinophyceae; Prorocentrales; Prorocentraceae
Source: the annotation of a GenBank genome assembly